Messenger RNA from Pipistrellus nathusii (Nathusius's pipistrelle), 3429 nucleotides. The record is from the annotation of a GenBank genome assembly. Lineage: Eukaryota; Metazoa; Chordata; Mammalia; Chiroptera; Vespertilionidae.
AUGAUUACACCUUCAAAACAUCCAGAAAUUCAUUUGUCCUCAGAGACAUCUUCUCAAAGGAGAAAUAUGCCCAUUCAUGCAGUCUUUUUUGACAGCAUUCCUUCAGGGACACUUACUCCUGUGAAAGAUUUGCUGAAAUAUCAGAACUCCUUUCUAAAACUGAAUGACCAGAAAAAGAAUCAACUCUCAGAAAUGAAAUUUUUUCAAGAUAAAAAUGUAUUUCAUUCUACCAUGCUAGCAGAGCCUAGCACUUCUAACAGUCUUCUUAAUAUUGAUAUCAGUGCUAUAAAACCCAAUAAGGAUGGAUCAAAAAAUAAAGCAAACUAUGAAUCACCAGGAAAAGUAUAUCAAAGAAUGAAAGAGAAGUUAAUGUAUACUAAACAAGAACAAGCAUCACCAAAAAGUGAAAGUAACAAAAUUUUUAUGCAUAAUGGAGCUGAGAAAAGAGUAUUGCAGCAUACCUACCUCUAUGAGGAAAAGGAAAACAACAAAUCAUUUAAAUCAGAAAACAGCUUAUUAAGAGUGACUAACACAUCUCAACUUCUUUCUUCAAAAAAAAAAAUCUCAACCUCAGCCCAAGAAGUUCCUCUAGAACUAUCAAAUAUUUUACUCCCAGUCAAGCCAAAGAUACAAUGUCAACAAGCAAAGAAAACGCCUCUGCAAAGAAAACGCCUUUUGCAACAAGCAAAUUUAACUUAUGAGCUUCCAAUUCUGAACCAAGAACAUGAAAAUGUUUCAGCUGCAGGAGUCUCCAACAAGGCAUUAACUAGAGCUCAGUUGGCAAAACAAAUUUUUUCAAAGGAGAAUACAGUUUCAACCACUAAGUUCAAAAAGAACACAUUUGUUUUAGAAAACAUUAACGCUACCUAUGAAAAAUUCCCAAAUACUACUGUUGAAACUCUCAAUACUAACUGUGUUUCUCUUAAAAAUGACAGUCAAUUAAUUUCUGUUAAUGAGGUCAGAAUAAAAGGGGCUUCACAACAAGAAAUUAAGGGAAGAAAUGAGAAAACAGUGUCCAGAGAAACUGUUCUUCCAGGUUCUAUAAAUGACACAUGUAAAAUUGUGCUUGCAACUCCAGGGUUUAAUGUAACAAUACCUCAGGAAUCAAAAAGAUACACUUCAAAGCUUCUUCCAAGUAUAUGCCAAACUACUACAAAUGGAGUUAAAAAUAAUAAGGUAGUCCAGCUACAGGAAUGGAUGAUUAAAAUAAUCAACAAUAAUACUGCUAUAUGCGUAGAAGGAAAAUUGAUGGAUGUCACUAAUAUCUAUUGGCACAGUAAUGCAAUUGUAGAACGGAUUGAACACAACAAACUUAAGACAUUAUCAGGCAACAUUUAUAUAUUAAAAGGGAUGAUAGACCGGAUUUCCAUGAAAGAAGCAGGUUAUCCAUAUUAUCUCAUAAGGAAGUUUAUGUUUGGCUUUCCAGAAAAUUGGAAAGAACACAUUGAUACUUUUCUAGAACAAUUAAGGUCUUGUGAAAAGAAAAAGAAAAAGGCCAGACAAAAACAGAAAAGUAGAAGAUUUGUGCCUGACAUAGGGAAAUCAAUGAAAAAUGAUGCAGGAGUAAACCAAACAGAUGGCCCCCAAAAAACCAGCACCAUUUAUGAUCUUGAUUGUAACCAUUUGGAACUGAAGAAGAGUAAGCACAGUACAUUGCCAGGAGCUAUAGAAUUAAACAUUUGCCAGAGUAAUCUUCAAAAUAAACCAUCAUUAAGCUUACCAGAUGACCAAAUAAAGAAUACUGUUCAAAAAGGGGAAGAAUGUGACUUACCUAAUCAGGAAUUGAUCGGAAAAAGGGAAUAUAAGAAGUUAUCUUCAAAAAAAACCAAAAAUUGUGAAAGAAUAAAUAAAGAGAAAAUUGAAAGUCAGAAGCAAGAGCAAUCCGAAGAAUCGAAGGUAUCCAUUGAUAUUAUCAUCUCAGGGAAGUCACCUUUGUUAGACGAAGAAAGAAAAUAUGUGGCUACUAAUCAGAAGGAAGUCUAUGUUGUAUUAACACCACUUACAUCUAAAAAUGUGAUAGAGCAAAAAUGCAUGAAGUAUAAUGUGUCCCCUGGUGCCAUUAAAGCAGUAUCAGAUUUUCUGGUGCCAACGCAUCAAAAAGAAAGUGAAUCAGACUUAAAUGAAACUACCUGUCCAAUUAGUAAGCCCAGAAAGACUUUCAAAGAUACAUUUGAGUGUGACGUGGAUCAUACAAGCAUAAACAAGGAAGAUUGCAUUGAACGUGAUAUACUCACUGUCAACCAGAAAAUAAAAAUACCUAGUUCUAACAAAAAACAAAUGGUCACCUCUGACUUUAAGAACAAUACAAAGUUAUCAACAUCAAAGAAAAUUGAAAAAAAUCAAAUAACAAAUCAAGAUUUGUCUGCUGACAAGAGUGAAACGGGAAAGAAAAUUAGAACAAAAGCUGCGGAUAUUAAAAAAACCACAGCAAGAAAUACCAAGGAAACAGUAGUCCACCAGAGAAAAAGCAGAAGGAACAUCACUGGAAAAAUCUCAGUGACCUCUGAAUCUGAAACUGAAGAAAGUGAAACUGAAUUUCAUACUCUAAAACAGAAAGCUAGAUGUUCUGCUGAAAUAAAUUGUCAGAAAUCUGGUAUUAUUAACAAAAAGGGAUCUGAUCAGACAAAGAGGCAUUCCUUAGAAUGUUUACCUGGUUUAAUUCAGGAUGAAGAAUGGAAUGAGAAGGAAUUAGAGAAGCUUCAUUGUGCUUUUGCAUCUCUUCCCAAGCACAAACCUGGUUUCUGGUCAGAUGUUGCUAUGGCUGUAGGUUCUCGAUCUGCUGAAGAAUGCCAGAGAAAAUACAUGGAAGAUCCCCAAGGAAAUGGAUUCCAGAAACAUGUCACUAAGAAAAAGCCAGUCAAUUCCAAAGGUCAAAAAAAUGACAAGAGAGGUGAUUCAGAUGAGAAGCAAGCUAUUAAGAUAACUGCCAAAGUGGGAACUCUUAAGAGGAAGCAGCAGAUGAGGGAUUUUCUGGAUCAGUUGCCAAAAGAUGACCAUGAUGAUUUUUUUAGCACAACACCUUUGAAGAAACAAAGAGUGCUGUUGCCAAAUUUCCAGGUCAGUCAAGAAGAAGAUAAUCUGCCAAAUAUGGACAGAAAUCCAACAACUCCAUCCUCAGUUAUCUUUCCAUUGGCAAAAACUCCUCAGUGUCAGCAUGUCAGUCCUGGAAUGCUAGCCUCUAUAAACAGGAAUGAUUGUGAUAAAUAUGUUUUUCAUAUGCAAAAAAAACAUAAAAAGAAAGGUGGUGUUGUCUGGGGCAAUAUCAAGAAAAAAACAGUUGAAAGUGACUUUUCAACUCCAUCAAGAAGAAAAACUCUACUUAACAAAGGAGAAAGCUCUACUAUUGGAAAACUUUUCACUAAUGCUAUGGAGUCCUUGGAUGAAGAAGAGAAAGAUUAUUAUUUUUCAAGUUCUGAUUCUGCAGAGUAA